Messenger RNA from Zingiber officinale, 2232 nucleotides. RefSeq lists its product as uncharacterized. The transcript has a single exon. The record is from RefSeq and is a predicted model, not a curated record. The coding region runs from base 1 to 2232 and encodes 743 amino acids. NCBI's taxonomy places the organism in Eukaryota, Viridiplantae, Streptophyta, Magnoliopsida, Zingiberales, Zingiberaceae.
AUGGAGGCGGGAGCGAAGGAGUCGGCGGGAGGGGAAGGAGCGGCUGCGGCGGCCGCGGGGGAGGACCCGACGGCUCGGGAGGCGAGGAAGCGGUACGAGCGACUGCUGGCGGUGCGGAGCAAGGCGACAAAGGGGAAGGGCGCGUGGUAUUGGACCCACCUGGAGCCCAUCCUGGUUACGGCCGCCGGGGCGGCGUACCCCUCCGCCGCGAAGCUACGCUGCGCGCUCUGCGCCUCCUUGUUCUCCGCCUCCAACCCCUCGCGCACCGCCUCAGAGCACCUCAAACGCGGCGCGUGCCCCAACUUCUUCUCCCCUUCGUCCACCGCCGCCUCCGACCCCGCUGCUUCCCUUGCGGCCCCCGUCGAUCCCGUUCCUAUCUCCUCCUUACCUCCAGCGUCCCCUCGUGUUCGUCCCCACCGUCUCCUCAUCCGGCAGCGCCCUGACGCAGUACCACCUCAUCAGUCCAAACCACCGCUGUUACUCUCCGGCGGGAAGGAGGACCUCGUCGCGCUGGCGAGGCUGGAGGACCGCGUCAAGAAGCUUAAAAGUCCCAUGAUCUCCCCCGCCACCCUCCCCAAGCCCCAGGCCGACUCUGCUCUAGCUCUGGUCGCCGACUGGGUCUUCGAAUCUGCCGGUGCAGUCUCCCCCUCCGCCCUUGAUCACCCAAAGUUCCAAUCUUUUCUCAACCAGGUCGGCCUUUCCUCUAUCCCCUCUCGUCAGCUCGUUUUCUCUUUUCUUGAUGCUCGACACCAGGAGGUCCUGUCGGAGUUUGAGGCCAGAAUACGUGAUGCCGCUUUCUUCCAGCUUGCUUCCAAUGGAUGGAAGUCGUCGGCAACCUCGUCGGAGCAUACAAUGGUUAGCUUCGCCGUCAACCUCCCCAAUGGGACCACAUUAUUCCAUCGGACGCUGCUCACCACCGGAAGGACUACUUCUGACUACGCCGAGGAGAUCCUUUGGGAUGCCGUCAUCAAACUUAGCAACGACCGUUCCGACCGGUGCGCCGGCGUCGUUGCCGACCGCUUCGGCACCAAGGCCCUUCGCAGCCUCGAGGGCCGUAGCCGAAGGAUGGUGAACAUCUCCUGCCAACUCGAAGCAUUCAACAACCUACUUGUGGACUUCGCGCAGUAUCUUCCAACCUUCGCUCGAGCGUCGGCCAAUUGCUCGAAGCUAGGCAACUUCAUUAAUACCCAUUCUCGAGUCCUAAGCAUCUUCAACAAGUAUCAGCUCGAAGAGCACGGUCACACGCGCCUCCUUCGAAGCCGCUCUUCUCCCACCGACAGCAGCAACAAACCAACCGACUUCCCCGCCUACUUCGCCGUGUUGGAGGACGUCAUGGACUUCGUGCGCCCGAUCCAAAUGGCCGUCCUCGACGACGACUACAAGCUCGUCAGCGCCGAGGAGCCAAUUGCCAGAGACAUGGCGGAGCUGAUUCAGGACGGCAGAUUUUGGACCGAGCUGGAGGCGGUUCACUCGCUGGUCACGCUGGUGAAAUCCAUAGCCAGUGAAAUCGAGACAGAGCUGCCACUAAUCGGGCAAUGCUUACCUCUGUGGGAUGAGCUGCGAUCCAAGGUCAGAGAAUGGCGCGCUAAGUUCAGUAACUUCGACGGCUCUCUGGUCGAGAAUUUGAUCGAGAAAAGGUUCCAGAAGAACUACCGCCCGGCUUGGUCCGCGGCGUUCGUGUUGGAUCCCCUGUUUCUGGUCAAGAACACGUCCGGCAAGUACCUCCCGCCGUUCAGCCGCCUGUCGCCGGAGCAGGAAAAGGAAGUGGACCAGCUCAUAAUGCGGCUGGUGUCGCCCGAGGACGCCCACAUUGUGCUCAUGGAGCUAAUGAAGUGGAGGUCGGAGGGGUUGGAUCCGCUCUACGCCCAGGCGGUGCAGGUGAAGGACCACGACCCAUCGACGGGGAAGAUGAGGAUCGCCAACCCGCAGAGCCGUCGCCUCGUCUGGGAAACCUGCCUCAGCGAGUUCAAAUUCCUGCAGCAAGUAGCCGUGCGGCUCAUCUUCCUGCAUGCCACUUCCGGCGGCCUCAAACGCAACUCCACGUUUAAGCAAUGGAUGCGCGCGCACGCGCUGUCUCCUGCAGCGCAAAAGAUCGCUUUUCUCACGGCGCACUCCAAGAUCGGGAGAAGAGACUUCGCCACCGAGGAGGAAAAGGACGCAGAGCUCCUCAAAAUGGUCGACGACGACGACGACAUUGUCAGUGAGUUCGUGGAGGCCUCAUCAUCAGCGUAA